Labeo rohita (rohu) is the source of this 5463-nucleotide messenger RNA. RefSeq names its product RAR-related orphan receptor B (gene rorb). Gene Ontology annotation, cellular component: nucleus. The record is from RefSeq and is a predicted model, not a curated record. Gene Ontology annotation, biological process: regulation of transcription by RNA polymerase II. NCBI's taxonomy places the organism in Eukaryota, Metazoa, Chordata, Actinopteri, Cypriniformes, Cyprinidae. The transcript has 10 exons. Gene Ontology annotation, molecular function: zinc ion binding; nuclear receptor activity; RNA polymerase II cis-regulatory region sequence-specific DNA binding. The coding region runs from base 223 to 1623 and encodes 466 amino acids.
CCGUUGGGUAUAUGCGCUCGCAGAUGUCAUGUGAAAACCCGCAUGCUGGCCUUACCGCACAACUGAAGAGUCCGAGCACCGCUUCACGCACCUCUGGAAUGGUUUUGCACAGUAGUCUCCCAUCACUUUGACGAGAGCAAACUUCACCACCGAGGAUUUUGUUUGUUUUACUCUGGUUUAUGUUUGUUUCUUCAUGACUGACGGGAGCGAGUCGCCACCACUAUGCGAGCCCAAAUUGAAGUCAUACCAUGCAAAAUCUGUGGAGACAAGUCAUCAGGCAUCCACUAUGGAGUCAUCACAUGUGAAGGCUGCAAGGGUUUCUUCAGGCGCAGUCAACAGAACAACGCGUCCUACUCCUGUCCCCGUCAGCGCAACUGCCUGAUCGACCGAACAAACCGCAACCGCUGCCAGCACUGUCGGCUCCAAAAGUGCCUGGCUCUGGGCAUGUCUCGGGAUGCUGUUAAGUUUGGCCGCAUGUCCAAGAAGCAAAGGGACUCUUUGUACGCAGAGGUUCAGAAACACCAGCAGAGGCUGCAGGAGCAGCGGCAGCAACAGACGGGCGAAGCGGAGGCCCUCGCUCGUGUUUACUCCUCCAGCCUCACCAACGGCCUCAGCACCCUCAACCACGAGAUCGGAGGGACGUAUGCCAAUGGUCACGUCAUAGACAUGCCCAAAGGUCAGCCGAACGGUGCUCCCGGAGGCUACUACGGCAUGGACUCCACACAGGCCAGCCCGGAUCAGUCAGGAUUGGACAUGACUGGAAUGAAGCAGAUUAAACAGGAACCCAUAUAUGAUCUCACCCCUGUUCCCAACCUUUUCACCUACGGCUCCUAUCAAGACAGCCAGUUAGCACCUGGAGUGUCUAUGGGGGAAUUAGACCGAAUUGCACAGAACAUCAUAAAGUCCCACCUGGAGACGUGUCAGUACACAGCAGAGGAGCUCCAGCAGCUAGCCUGGCAGACGCACUCCUAUGAAGAGGUCAAGAUGUACCAAAGCAAGACACGGGACGUGUUGUGGCAACAGUGUGCUAUACAGAUCACUCAUGCCAUUCAGUAUGUGGUAGAGUUUGCUAAGCGCAUCACUGGCUUCAUGGAGCUUUGCCAGAAUGACCAGAUAUUAUUACUGAAAUCAGGUUGUCUGGAAGUAGUGUUGGUCAGAAUGUGCCGGGCAUUCAACCCUCUCAACAACACGGUUCUGUUUGAAGGAAAAUAUGGAGGCAUGCAGAUAUUUAAAACUCUAGGCUGUGAUGACCUGGUCAGUGCAGUGUUUGACUUUGCCAAGAGUCUGUGUUCACUCCAGUUAACGGAAGAGGAGAUCGCCCUGUUUUCUGCCGCAGUGCUCAUUUCUACAGACCGGCCGUGGUUAAUGGAGCCCAGGAAAGUGCAGAAGCUACAAGAGAAAAUCUACUUUGCCCUGCAGCACAUCAUGCAAAAGAACCAUCUGGACGAGGACGCGCUGGCCAAGCUGAUUAGCCGGAUCCCCACGCUGUCGGCUCUGUGCACUCUCCAUACAGAGGAGCUUCAGGCCUUCCAGCAGCUCCACCCAGAGACGGUUAACAUGCUAUUUCCUCCCCUCUAUAAGGAGCUCUUCAAUCCUGACGCCGCUGGCGUCAUGCCCAAAUGACCGCACACGUUCACAAAAGCACACUUCGCAAAGUCUUUCAUUCAACAACCGGAGGGCGUUGCAGAGGAUGAACACUGUGUCGCAGCAUCCACAGAUUUUGCAGCCACCACAAAAAAAAAGAAACUCUAGGAAUGUCCUGCACUUCAAAAAUCCAACUCGAUUUCACCGGUACAGUCAUAAGAAUGUAUAUAUGCGCCAGCAGCAAAAGGCGCCUUCCGUUUGACCAGAAAUGUACAGACUUUAGGACAAUUUAAGAUGUCUUUAAAUUGGGUAAGUUAAUUUGUUUGACCUCUUUCUCUCUCUCUCUCCAAUUUUGUUUUUAUAAAAUAUUGUUAUAUUGAAAUGAGAAGGUGGGGAGUGCAUUCAAAAAUGAUAAUGUAGUCAUUUCUCUAGUACAAAGCGGUAUUUCAGUAUUAAAUCUUGUUCUGUUAAUAUUUUAGUCAUAAUUUAAAAAGCGGUCUGAAAGGCCCAUACCUUGUCUAUGUAAUUUUUCGUAUUUGUUUUGUAGUUUUACCUGUACAGAAUAUGUGAAGUUGAAACUGGUAUAAGGUUAACGGGGGACUAACUUUGUUUGGCCACGUUUAAAAGCCUUGUCUGGGCUAUGUAGAUAUGUAUAAACAACAGCACCACAACAUGAAUCCUACAACUACGGAUUUUUGAAGUGGGAAAAUAAUUGAUAAUGGAUACUUUUCCAUACAAAAGUAUAGAGAUAUAUAUUUUACAAACACUGUAUGGCCGAUUACCAUCUUGUCAGUCACAGCUGCAAUAACAGUUUCUGUAACUGCUGAAAAACAAUCCAGUCAAAUGUGACUUUUCAAAAAGCCCCCAGAACUGCUUCAAAUCUCUAAUCCUGCUGUAAAUGCCUCAAAAUGCUGUUUUUACUGCCACACUGCCAAAACUAAUACAGCUCUAGUUUAAACUGCUAGUACAUAAUCAUUUACUGCCACUGAUAUGAAGUCAAUCUCAUCUCUUUUCUGCCACCUUCAUAGACAAUUGUCUGACUUUAGCAAUAAUGUCUAAUAUGUCAUUACAUGCCCAGGUCAGGCUGGGUCUGUGGUACUCUUAACCUUAUGCUAAAUGUAAAGCACUCAUCCUUAUUUUAAACAUCAACUUACUGUAUUUAAAUAUUUAUUAGAUAAAAUGUUUUUUUGGCAAUGCAUAAUUCAAAAUCAAUAUCUGAAGUCAUCUAAAAUUAAUCAGUCAAUUCCAAAAAUUAUGUUUUUCAAAGAAAACAGUCAUGGAAGUCCAUUCACAUAUAAUGUACUCACCCCCUUGUCAUCCAAGAUGUUCAUGUCUUUCUUUCUUCAGUCAUAAAGAAAUUAUGUUUUUUGAGGAAAACAUUUCAGCAUUUUUCUCCAUAUAAUGGACUGAUAUGGUGCCCGAUUUUGGACUGUGCCCGAUUUUGGAUUCUGGACUGUUUUUGUUCCAGUUCAUGACAGUUAAUUAUUUCUGCAGUGAUGUAGGAUGAUUUUGAAAUGAUUUUUGAAGUUGAGGGAGAAAAUACGAUUGGAGUUUUUCGACAUACCCUAACUGUCUUGAGUCAGAAUACACAGUUCAGAAAGAGAAAGGCAAGAUGAGCAUUUAAGAUUAAAUUAAAUUUAAAUAGUUUUUUUUUUUUAAUAAAAAUAACCGAUCGUUUCACUAGAUAAGACCCUUCUUCCUCGGCUGGGAUUGUUUACAACCACAUUUGGGAUCGUUUGAAGCUGCAUUUAAACUGCCUUUUGGGGCACCAUACCAGUCAAUAAUAUGGAGAAAAAUGCAGAAACGUUUUCCUCAAAAAACACAAUUUCUUUACGACUGAAGAAAGAAAGACAUGAACACUGGAUGAUAAGGGGGUGAGUACAUUAUAUGUGAAUCUUUGUUUUGGAAGUGGGACCUCUCCUUUAAGCAAUCAAUUUAAACAUUGUCUUAUUUUUAAAAAUUCUUUCAGAAAUUCCAUUGGAAUUUGUAAUCAUAAUUUGGAAUGAAUCUUGACAGAUUACAAUCAAAUAGGAAUUCCUAAUGUUUGUUUUUAAUGUUUUUAUUUAUGUAUUUAUUAUUUUAUUUAUUUGCUUUUUAACACAAACUUGCUACAUUUGGGAAUAAAAAAGGAAUAUAGUACUGAUCCGGUGAUUGUCUUGGAAUUUAGCUGGAUUUUAGCAGAUUUUAAUAUGACAGCAUUAACUAUCAUUCUUAAACAACCACAGAGAAGUUUCCUGCAACUCAGUAUUGCUGAGCAUCCUUAACUUGCUGUAAUCCACUGUUAAUGCAAGUGGUAAAUGACAAUCAUCUUUGACUACUCAUAUUGCAGUACAGAACCACAAAAUGCAGCUCCUGUAGUAAGACUAGUAGUUCUACGAGGGCAGUUUGGCAAAGGUAAAUCUUACAAAGUACCACCUCAUACCACCAGGUGGAGAUAAUGAGAGUGCUUUUCCCCUUCUCUUGACCUGUACUCACAGGAUGUAAAGCCAUAUGUAAUUUUCUUAUGAAGGAAAAAACAAACACACGAGCUAGGAGUUGAUAUUCGGUUACACCGAUCAGUGAAUUUUUAGUACAUCUUGAUGCAUUUAUAUUGUGAAAUGCACUUGAAAGCACUUAACAAUGAAGGAUUAAUAACUACAGAUGGUAUUAAAUACAUGCACAAAUGUAGUCUGCUGAGAAGCAAUCGUACUACCUGUUCAAGUCCUCCUACUGAACCAAACGCUCUCAGCCCAACUUUAGGGAAUGUUUCUGAUUCCUUCAGUGUCAGUUUCCUGUUCAAGACAAUCAUUUCUGGGUGCGAUUUUUCUUGGCACCCAUCUCAGGGACUUCUCUUUUAAUGUUUUCAAUAGAAAGAGAGUACUAUUUAAAAAAAAAAAAAAUAUGGACACUUUUAGGGAAUUAAAUACAAUCACAGUGGUUUCUUCACAUACAAAACCUACCCAGACAAGGCUUUGGUGUGUGUGUGUGUAGCCCUAUGUGUGUGUAAAGCGUACACCCAUCGUUGAGAGGUGAAACAAGCGAACUGCGAAACAGGCCUCGGCGCACUGCAUCGCUUGUUGCACGUCCCAGCAAACUGCUCUCUCUCUCUCUGUAAAUAUCAAUGUGCAGCAGUGUACUAGCAACGGUGCCUGUGCUCCAAAUUAAAACGUUGUAAUUAUUAAGCAUCUCCUAAAAUGAAAUGGAUUUUAUGUAAGUUAGAUUAUUUAUACAGAGCAUGAAUAAGCUGCUCUCUAUCUAUUUCUAUGCUCAUUACAGAAAAUGGAUUCAGUCAGAAAUCAUUUUAAACUUAUGAUGAAGGCUUUUUUUGUAUUAGACUGUGAAUUGAGGGCGAGAGGAAUUUGUAUCUAUAUAUGAGGUUCAACACUGUUAGGUACUGUAGCAAUAACUGGAAGCAUUUACUACAGUCAUCUUUGCAUUCUAAGAUUAUUUUUAUUUUAUUAUAAUUAUAUUAUUAUUAGCCUAUUGUUGUUCAGUUAUUCUUGCAUGCUGGUUCAUAAUAAUGAAACCUUUGGGCUUUUGUGUUUUCUUAUGUGUUGCUGAUGAAGGGUGGGCAACGGGGAGGGGGGUGGAAGUUGGGCUUGGGCUCGUUUUAUUCUGAAUGUUUCUGGGUUGGUGUCGACGAAACACAAAACACCCUGUUCAUUCUUUUCGCACACACAGACACAAGCACAAAGUAUUUCUUACUGUGUAGGAAUUAAAUAAGGGCACUGAAGGUCAAAACAUACGAAAGUACGUUGACGCGGGUGGAAGCUCGACUUCAACGGUCGUUGCGCACAAAGGCGCUCUGCAUACUAACCGUCGCCUCAUGGCGGGAAUUCGCUCAAAUAUAUUCAAUUACGCUUUCAAACGUUUGUUAAAGUCUGUUUAUAACAACUUACC